CACCGGACGAGCAUAGCUGAAUCAAGGUCAUUGUUAUUUUUGCAAACUUCUGUGUCACUUGUUACGCAAAUUUACAGUCAACCGGUGCUACCCGUUCAAAUGCAUGUGCAUUUCUCUUUUAUUAUAGUAUGAAAGUGAGAUCAUAUAACAGUUCAUAUAUGUUUAAAGGUAAAUAUAUUCACUAAAUAAGAUGUCGACGUUACUUCCAAUUUCAUUAUGUGGCAAGAACUUGGGGGAACGACAUCGUCAUCUCAAUACUUUGGUGGAAGAGUCUUACCAGAAGGCAGUGCCUUUCGAGUCUAUCCAGAAUUUUUCAGAACAAUCAGCUAUAGAUCGUAUUUUUAAGAUCGACCUCGCAUCCAAAUAUCGUCACAUACAAUAUAUUAUACAAAAUUUAAAAGACGACAACAUGCUGUAUGUCAGCAGAGCUCUUAGAUGCCUUUGGUUGCUGGAGCCACAAUAUCGUGAUGUCAUAAAUCCUACAUACUUGGAGAAUGUCCUCUUUCCAGAGAUGUUAACAACUGCUGUUAACAAAAUGAAACACUGGAUCUAUCAACAUUUACGCGAUGCUGAAAGAUGUCAAGAAUUUUUUUUAUAUUACUCUUCAAAUAUCGAUAUAGCUAUUAAAUUUCUUUGGCACUGUACAACUGACUUCAUCUCCGAUGUAUUUGGAAACAUUUUAGAAAAUAUUAGUCCGCAACAUAUGAAAUUCUUAUGCGAAAAGUGUCCACAAGCCGUCAAAAUAUACUUUGAUAUGUUGCCAAAAAAUAAAAAACUUUUGUCUAUUUAUUUAGCCAAUGAAAUGAAAUAUUAUCUUAGCAUUAGAUCUCUGUUGAAAAUCGAAGCAGAGUUAUUUUUAGAUAUAACAGAAAAAUAUUACAAUACUUACAAAUUUAAAAGAUUCAGCUCUGCCGCCACGUUCUAUAUCAUGGAUAAACAUAGAGGGAGGUUCAACAAUAAACCCGAACUCUAUACGGCCAUGUUAUUGGAUACGAAGGCAUUAGCCAAAUGUUUGUCAACAUCUGAAGUUAAGGACCUGGUCCUUAAGCUUGCUCAAGCUAAAUACAUUGAUUCGUGGUUCUCAUAUAAAAAUAUAGAACCAUUGAUUAUUCGAUUGCCCAGAGAUGAGAGAAGUUUAUUUAAAAAACAAGUAUUCGUAGACAAGUCUAUUGGUGAAUGGAUAAAUGAAUGGCCAUAUUCAAUCCCCUGCCCACCUAAAAUGGAAGAUACGAGCACAACUCAAGACGAUAAUCAUGUGUUUGUAGACGUAGAGGAUUAUUAUGAUUAUUAUAUGGAUUUUAAAGCAAUGGUGAAAAAGAGAAAAUUACGCAUGUGGGAGAGUUCCAAGAGAAACCGAAUGAUCACUUUCGAAAACAUUUUCGAUAUGUAUCGGUUUGCUAGUUUCAAGAAAACAUUUAUAAAAUUAGAAAAACAAAUGUUGGCCGAAAGUUCGUCUCAGAUUCGCGAAUAUAUGAUGUUGGUUUUAGUUAGCAAGAGUGGUGGCCACCCUGAAAAUGUUGAACAGUUACUCGAAUUAUUGUUAAGACGUCAUGCGAAUGAACCGUCAAAUAUUCGUGCUGCGGUAGUGCGAAGUAUGGUGAAACGUGCUCAAGUUUGGCAAAUGCCGAGUACUGUAUGGCAGAUGUUCCUUAAAUUUGCACAAGGCCUUGGAUUAGAUGGUAACAAGGCCAAUGUGGAGUGCGACGAGGGUUUACACGCUGUUGUACUGCGUUAUAUUUUGUCGACUGGCAAUUGUCCUCUUGAAAUAUUUAUCAAGUUUUUAGAAAGAUUCUCGACAUUCAAAGAGUACAAAUUGAAUUCCACGGAGAAGAAAUAUCUCUUAGAGAAGUUACCUCAAAUACUCGUACCAACUCCGGAUGUGGAACCUGCACAGGCUGUUAUACAAUUAUUAAAGUUGCUCAAUGUUUUGGAAGACUAUCAUAUACGGCUUGAUAAAUAUCCGGCUAUACUAUCAAUUAUUAUUUCCUUUAUAAAACAACAUUUAUCCAUUUGUGGUGAACUCUUGAACCGUCUAUUCCGUAAUAGAAUAGCACGUAAAGAAUUAUUUCGAGAAAACUUUAGUCAUAAUCAAAAUAACGCGUCCUACUUAAAUGCUUUGAGGCGCGACUCUUCAAUACUACUCAAUAACAACAAAUUUAGCGAGUUAGUAAAAAGUAAGAUGCAUCAUGAUGGCUUCCUACGUAAGUUGAGUAUUUAUUUUUCAGAGCGGAGAGGCAUUGCGGAACGUUACUUAGAAAUACUUGAUAGUGAAUGUACUAAAGUUCCGCACGCAUAUCUCGCCCGCCCUGUAGCAUUAUUGGCGGGCCCAUCGUUAGGCCAACGACUACAGAAAUUAGAACGCAAUACUAAUAUUCAAAAACAGUAUGCAGCUGCAUUAUGGGCCAAUGCACACUUAGCGAAUGUUAAAUUUGAUUUGGACGACACGACUUGGACUGCAGCUGAUAUUAAAGCAAUUGCCAAUAGAGUUUUAAUUUGCCAAUACACAAAGAUCGACGAAUAUCUAAAUAAACUAAUGGCGGAUCGUCGCACGAUAAAACUAGCGAUUAUGCUAGCUCUUAGAAGUGGGCAAGAAGGAGUAGUAUUUAGAAAAGCAGUAAAUUUAAGACCCAUACUUACAGUUAAAUAUUCGUUUCAAUACAUAAGACAACGUGGUGAUGCGUUUGAUCAACGUGUUUGGGAGGCAGUUAAACCUGUCAUAAUGAAACUAGAUCUAAAUAAAUAUAAAAAAUUGCAAGAAUCUGUUGAUAAAGUGCAAACGAUACCACACAGAAUAAGAGUUGAAUAUUGCUGCAUAGUUUAUAGUGUUUUACGAAGGGUUGCAAGAUAUAAAGCAAUUAAAGUACUUCGUCGUCUCGAUUCGACUUUAGGUGAUGUAGAUGAAGAAAUUAUAGUAGAUGUUAUUAAAGAUUUUAUAAACAAUUUUUUAACAUUAGAUAAUAUAUCAAACGAACAAACUUAUUCUGAUAAAAAGCUUGUACAAUUACAUCUGUGGGUGACUGUAAAAUAUUUGCUACUCUGUCGAAGUGAAGAAGCACAGAAGCAAAGAAUGACAUUAAUUGGAGAACCGGUUUUAAAUAAGAUAAAGAGUUUAUGGCUAGAUAAGGUCAAUCGAUGUACUAUUUUAACAAUGUUGGACCAUAUUUUGUUUUAUUUGAAACAUAGUCAUGUAUUUUUCGACGGUGCAUAUGUUUCGAGUGUACCUGUAUUUGAAAGGGAAGCAGAAUGGAUGCAACAAAUAUUUCCGGUAACGAUGUAUUUCAAAAAAUACGUGACGCUGCACCUGACAAUGCUGUAUUGUAAAUCGAUCAGACAGUGUGUUAAACAUAAGCCUGACAUAUUCUCAGAUCCAGUAAAAACAAUAAACGAGGGAGUCCUUAUAGUUGGAACGACAUUUGGGAAAUAUUUAGCUUAUGAAAUCAAAGAUUUAACAAAAAAGUACUUCGAUUCCAUUGUAGAACUGUAUUCUAAGGAGAUGAGUGUUUAUUUGUGGAAGUAUUUUAGUAGCCACGAAAGCAGGGAUACGUUUAUUUGGUGCAUAUUAAAGGGAUUUUUAAGUGAAUGUCGACAUGAUGACACAAGGUUGGCAAUGUACAUUUUAAAAGAAUUUCAAUAUCAACAAGGUCCGGGAAAUGAGGAAGUCUAUAAUAUAUUGAAGCAAAUUGAUGAUGUACAAAUAAAGUAUUAUUUGUAUGCAUUAUUAUAGAAUGUAGUCGAAGGUUUUUUUUUUUUUUUACUGAGAAAAUUACUAAGGAUCUUAAAAAUAACUAAUAAAAUGUAAAUCAGACAAUUUUAAGAAUUGACAUCUGUCUGUUUGUUCGUUAUCGCCAUAGAAUAGAUUUGAAUGAUUACGCAAUAGUCUAACUUAAAAACUGAAACAAAUUAGUCGAAUGAAUAAUAGGAUAUUUAUAACUUGACACCUCUACUAUUUCUUCAAAAAUGCUAGAUGCUGUUAGUAUCGUUUUUUAUUGUUUUUGUGUAUUAAUUAAAAAACAGAAAUAUUUUAUGCAACAUUUUAUUACAAGAUAACUUAUAUCAAGCAGUUAAAUUAAUAACAAAAUAAUACAACGUAUUAUAAGUACGCGCGCACACAGCCAUACCAAUAAUAUGUCAUAAUUUCUAUCAAAGUACAUUGAAAUGUGAGAUUUUACAUGUUUAACAGGUCUUUCCACUAAGAAGAAGCAAUAACGUAAUCUUGUGUCAAUUUUUUUUUUGUAUAAUAUACCGCCAUUUUUAUUUUGCAAGCGAUAAUAAAUGCGUGUUUGAUUCUAAUCGAUUGACCGUCUAUGGGGCCCAUAAGAAGUACUAAAUUUGACAGGAGAUUACGACGUUGCGACUCUUAGCAGGGGCGGCCUCUAAAGUAUAAUUAUUCUAGAUACAUCACAAUUUAUCUAAAUAUACAUUUACAAUAUAACAUUUCAAAAAACAAAAUUUUUAUAGUUGACAUAUGUUAGCAUUUAUUUUUCUUCUCAUUGAAAUACCUAGCGCCAUCUGUCUCGUGUGCUAAAUGUGAUGUACUGUAUAACAAACAUUUACAGUUAUUUUUAAAUAGUUCAUAAUAACAUUGUUGUCCAGGUAAUAAUUGAUGUUUUAAUGUAAUAAAUGCAUUUUUUAUAUA
Molecule: messenger RNA, 4636 nt
Organism: Galleria mellonella (greater wax moth)
Lineage: Eukaryota; Metazoa; Arthropoda; Insecta; Lepidoptera; Pyralidae
Exons: 2
Coding region: 191-3724 (1177 amino acids)
Source: RefSeq, a predicted model, not a curated record